Molecule: messenger RNA, 5492 nt
Organism: Ahaetulla prasina
Lineage: Eukaryota; Metazoa; Chordata; Lepidosauria; Squamata; Colubridae
Gene: NEU1
Product: neuraminidase 1
Exons: 6
Coding region: 32-1255 (407 amino acids)
Biological process (GO): ganglioside catabolic process; oligosaccharide catabolic process
Cellular component (GO): cytoplasm; membrane; lysosome
Molecular function (GO): exo-alpha-sialidase activity
Source: RefSeq, a predicted model, not a curated record
ACAUACACACAGAAAGAGAGAGAGAGAGGCGAUGAAGGCUGGCUGCGGCUUCGCGCCGGGAUCGCCUCCCCGGGACGGCUCGGGCUCUGCCUGGAGGAGCCCCUUGGUUUGGGGGCUCCUGUGCCUGGCGCUGUGGUGGUGGCAGGUCUCCGGGAUGGCCACUCCGGACCAGGUGAAACCUCGUAUCGUCAUGGAGCAAUUGCUCUGGGUCAGUGGCGGCGCAAUCGGGGAGGUAAACACGUUCAGGAUACCUCUCAUCACAGCGACACCAUACGGCACCCUUUUGGCCUUUUCAGAAGCCAGGAAGACUUCGGCUUCUGACAGUGGGGCUAAAUUCAUAGCCCUUCGCAGAUCAGUAGACAAAGGUGCUAACUGGAGCCCAACUUCAUUCAUAGUUGAUGACGGUUCCCUCACAGACGGCCUCAACCUUGGAGCUGUGGUGAUAGAUUGGGAAAAGGACACGGUGUUCUUGAUAUAUACCCUCUGUGCACACUACCGCGGAUGUUCCACCGCCAGCGUCAUGAUCAUUCGCAGCUUGGAUGAUGGCGUCACGUGGAGCCGUCCCCGGAAUCUCUCUGAGGAAGUUGGCACCACUAUGUUUGCCCCUGGACCGGGCUACGGCAUCCAGAAACGCUACGAGCCCAAGAAGGGACGCUUGAUUGUUUGUGGUCAUGGGACUUUAGAGCUGGACGGGAUCUCCUGCCUCCUCAGCGAUGACCACGGCAUGACGUGGUAUUACGGGAGACAGCCCUUGCAUGGCAUCCCUUACGGACUGCAGAAGAAUUACAGUGACUUUAAUCCUGACGAAUGCCAGCCCUAUGAGCUGCCAGAUGGUUCUGUGGUGGUGAACGCCCGGAAUGAGAAUUUCUACCAUUGCCGAUGUCGCAUAGUGGUUCGCAGUUACGACGGUUGCGAUACCCUUCCGUUGGAGAACGUGAGAUUUGAUGAGGGUUUAGUAGAUCCCGCAGUGGCCGCAGGAGCUCUUGUCAAAUCCGGUCUGGUUUUCUUCACCAAUCCAGCCCAUCGUCAGCUGCGGGUCAACCUGACGCUACGCUGGAGUUUCACCAACGGGUCUUCUUGGUGGAAAGAACCCUUGAUGAUCUGGAGGGGUUCCAGUGGCUAUUCCUCCAUGACCACCCUGGAGGGAAAUUCUCCGGGGGACGACCACUGCCUCUUUAUCAUUUAUGAGAAGGGCGAGGUUGAAUAUACAGAAAGUAUCUCCGUGGCCAAGAUCAGCCUCAACGGGCAGCUCUGACCCUCCUUUCCGGGGCAUCUUAAACUUUCUCAAAGUUUGUCAUGGCAGGGAAAGGAAAAUGUGUGCUUGGACUGGGGAGAAACCAAACGAACUGGUGUUUUGGGGAUCUAAAGAAUGCAAUUGAAGGAGAUGGGUAGAGAGUUUGGGCAUAUCCCAGCAGAAGUUGGGGCGGCUAAAGAGGACCACAUAUUUAUUUUCCAAUCAAGCCCUCCACUUCUCUUUGUGCCUGCCUAAUGGGCAACACCCCGCUCCCCCGAACCUCUCUUAUUAUUUCUUUCUAACCUUCCGAGGUUGAAUCUGUUUUCCUGUGCUUUUCCUCACAUUUAUGAAUGUGUAUAGAUUUAUAGAAAUUGUGGGUAGAUUGGGUAGGGAUGGGUGAGAUCCCCGGAACGAAACACAAAGGCAGACUCGGAUCAGAUUUGUGAAGGAUAAAUUUAUGCACUUUCGACUGACUUUCUGAACAAUAAAAUGGAAUCAAGAGCAGAAGAUGUCACUUGCUGGACCCGAAAAAAAACCCCCUAAAACCUAUGUUGACGCACCCGAGGGUUCGCUAGCAAGGGUGUGCGAGAAGAACAAGCCAGUUUUUCUUCUGCGUUGCCAACAUCUGUGAUUUCAAAUGAAUGUAUUUAAAACCUGUUUCUCCAUUUUUCUGAUGGGACAAGUUGCCUGUACGGCUUAUAAAAACGUUGGACCAUUAAUUUUAAGAGCACAAAAGAAAAAAAAGGGGGGGCACAAAGGGAAACAAAUGGGACAGUUUUGAGGUAAAAAUAUUUAUGGAGGUUCUCGGUCGUCCAAGUCAUGGUUGUCCCAAAGGUGCUUUUUUCAAGAGGCGACAACUAGACUUUGUUCUUCCUUGAAGAUGUUUUGUUUCUCAUCCAAGAAGCUUCUUCAGUUCUGACUGAAGUUCAGAACUGAAGAAGCUUCCUGGAUGAGAAUCAAAAGCCUCUUGAAAAAGCACCUUUGGGUUAAAAAAAUAUUCUUCAUUGAAAUGACCUCUCUGCAUCUGCUAUUUCUCUGCUGACAGAUUGCAGGAGUGCAAAAUCCAUGGGCUCUAUUGAGACCACCCACCCCCCCGCCCCCCAAAAAAUCCUUCGUUUUUACUCCUCCUGUACUUUAAGAUCAACAAAAUGGCUGCAUUUUGGUGGCCUGUAUUUUAAGAAUGAAUUGUGGGUGGUUUGUAGCCCAUAGAUUUCUUAUUCUAAAAUUUCUGUUUUAUUUCUAUUCUAAUUCUAAUUCUAUUCUAUUCUAUUCUAUUCUAUUCUAUUCUAAUUCUAAUUCUAUUCUAUUCUAUUCUAUUCUAUUCUAUUCUAUUCUUCAUUUCUGUUCUGAAAAUUCCAGCUUUAAGUAUGCCAAUCUAAAGCUGCUAAGCUUGAGAAAUGCUGCUGUAACCAGUUGGAGUGCUUACCCUGGUUUAUAUUUUAAUGAUGAAUUUUCAUUUAUGUGUUUUUUUCUUUAUGCCAUGAAGUUGUGGCCCCUUUGGGCUAGUUUAGUGGAUAAUCUGCAUACAUUUUUGCUUCUUUUCACACAUUUCUUUGUGAGUCGAUUUUUAGAACUUAGGCCUUCAAUUAUCUGAUGUCCUCUAUAAAGUCCAUAUUGUGACUGUGUGUGAAUCAGUUUAGUUGUCUAGGGAAUUAUUUUUCCACCUUUCCUCUAAUGUGCAAUCUUGUUAAAGGGGCCAAUUUUGGGGAAAUUAUUAUUUUUUAAUUAUUGGUGUGACAGUUAUUUUAUUUUCAACAUUUUUUUUAAAUUGAUUGAUUAUAAAACAUCAAGUCCUUUUUGACGUGGGUUUUAGGAGUCGAAAACAACUAGAACAGCAGAUAAUCAGUCAAGCUGGUGUCCCUUGGUUCUGAUACCUUGGUUCCAGUCUCCAAAUUCUUUUCAUCGUUUAAAAGAAGACAAGCAGGUAAUUCCACCAGAACCCCCCAUACAAAAGUGGAUGCAGUUAAUAAAGCUUCAAAGCUCACCUUGAGCUCCAGGCAACAGUCAGGUAGCAUAAUUGACAUCAUGAAGCUAAUUCUUGGAAAAAGAAAAGAGAUCUGAGCUCAAGGGCAUGAUGUACGCUAUAGAUUUUACACACGCUCACCAGAAGCGUCAUGGAAUAAAGCUUUAGUAGCUGUUAAUUCGAGUACGGCUUUUUUUUUUUUAAUUUUGAACACAACAGUUUUAAGUGAUGGGUGCUGAUAGAAAAACUACAAGUUACAGGUUGGGAAUGGCUUAUUUUGAUCCAGGGUGUGCUAACCUUUAUUUAAUUAUUUAUGGGCUCUGAUUUUUACACCACCAGGUCCUAGGAGGGCUCGAGCCACGACCAAUAAAAGCAAAUCCUUGCAAAAUGUCCUCCAAAAUGUCCUCCAAAGAAACUACAAGACAUAAUAAAUUGCCUUAAGGAAGAAAAACUCAAAAAGGAGAGAGGAAGGAACUGUUAUUUCUAUCGUAACAGUUUUAUUUAUUUAUUUUAAUCUUGAUUUUUAUGUGGUUUGUCUUUUCAAUCUUGAGUUUUAUGAGGAGUGCCUUUAUCCAGACGUUGGAAGUAAACUCUCUUCAGUUACUGGAAGAUUACUAAAUAUGUAAAAUAAAAGAUGAAUGAAAUUGAUGAAAUGUGAUUCCUUUUGUUAAAUAAGCAGAGGUUUAUCUAAGAUUUCAGCUUCUUGAGCCAUAACUUAUAUUGUAUGUAUUUGUUUGUGUACAAACUUCCCCACACCCUUGGGGAAAUUAAUUAAAAGGCUUAGUAUUUAUUUUUUAAACUAUUUUAUUGCUGACUGGGAGGGCCUUACAGACUUUUUGGUGAAAUGGGAAAAAAUGAACAUUCCUUAUGGUUUGGAUGAUUAGGAAAGAUAGAUCAUAGAAAGAAGUAAGUUUGUUUUGUUGGAUAGCCGUUUGUCUGAAAUGGUGUAGAGUUUCCUGCCUGGGCAGGGGGUUGGACUAGAAGACCUCCAAGGUCCCUUCCAACUCUGUUAUUAUGUUAUGUUAUGUUUUUGUAACCAUAAAGUAUGAGGUAAUUUUGUAUGUGUUAUAAUAAUUGUAAAGAAAAUUGGAAACUACUUUUAUGUUUUUUUUCUUUCUUUACUUUUGGAUUUUUCUCUGUUCUUUUUCCUUUUUUCAUUUUACUUCACAUUAGUUCUUGUUAGUUUUUAUCCUCUGUUUAAAAUAGCUAAUUAAAAAAAUAAUAAUGUGUAUUUUUUUAAAGUGUGAGUGCAUCAUUCCCACUUGGGUGGAAACUAAUUGAGGAGACAAGCAACCUAGAACUAAGGAGAAAUUUCCUGACAGAACAAUUAAUCAGUGGAACAACAUGGCGCCAGAAGUUGUGAAUGCUCCAACACUGGAAGCUUUUAAGAAGAUAUUGGACAACCAUUUGUCUAAAUGGUGUAGGGUUUCCUGUGUGAGCAAGGGGUUGGAGUAGAAGACCUCCAAGGUCCCUUCCAACUCUGUUGUUCUACUCCUACUCUACUCUACUCUAUUCUAAACUUCAGCCUAUUUCAGGAUACAGGCACCUGAGCCUUAAUCACCUCCCAUCUUGAUUACAACAAUGCAUUCAUAUUGGGCUGCGCUUAAAAAGUAUCCAGAAGCUUCAAUUGGUUCAAAAUGCAGUGGCCCUCAUGGUUGUGUGCAAGCUUAGAUUUGCACAUGUGUCACCACUUUUGAGGGAGCUACAUUGGCUGCUGAUUUGUCUCUGGUCCAAUUCAAGGUGCUGGUUGUCACCUUUAAAGCCCUACCCAAGUUAUUUGAAAAACCAUCUUUUCCCAAAUAUACCUGACCCACCAGACUGGAGAGAGGAUAUGUUACUUUUCCCCUUUCUUAAGGAGGUUCAUUGGUAAGAUAAAAAAAAAGGGCCUUCUCUGUGGUAGCCCCUUCCCUGUAGAACAGGGGUCUGCAAACUUGGCUCUUUUAAGACUUGUGGCUGAGGAACUCUGGGAGUUGAAGUCCAAAAGUCUUCAAAGAGCCAAGUUUGCAGACCCCUGCUGUAGAACAUCAUCACUCCAGAAUGUCCCAAAGGUGAUUUUUCAAGAGGCAACUGGACUUUCUUGUGUUUCCUUGAAGAUGUUUUGCUUCUCAUCCAAGAAGCUUCUUCAGCUGCGACUGGAUGGUGGAGAAUGGAAGGAUUUAUAUUCCUUGUGGACAGCUGGUCAUUUUCAUUCUUUAAGAGAGUCGUUGAGGCUACUUGGAAGUUUAACUGUAUCCUCAGGGUCACCUGAGUAGUGCAAAUGGGUGUGGAGCCUUCUUGGAACUGCUGAAAGGACUG